Messenger RNA from Scomber japonicus (chub mackerel), 1482 nucleotides. RefSeq names its product dopamine receptor D2 like (gene drd2l). Gene Ontology annotation, cellular component: presynaptic membrane; glutamatergic synapse. Lineage: Eukaryota; Metazoa; Chordata; Actinopteri; Scombriformes; Scombridae. The record is from RefSeq and is a predicted model, not a curated record. Bases 1 to 1482 code for a protein of 493 amino acids. Gene Ontology annotation, biological process: adenylate cyclase-activating adrenergic receptor signaling pathway. Gene Ontology annotation, molecular function: G protein-coupled receptor activity; dopamine neurotransmitter receptor activity, coupled via Gi/Go. The transcript has 7 exons.
AUGACUUUACUCAACGAGUCAGAUGCGACCUCCCCUCCCUCCUUCCCUCUCUUGUCCCUUGAGCACAAUUUCUCCAUGCUUGUCACCCAUGACCCUUUCUACUCAUCCAUAUCCUUCCCCACCUCCUCCUCUUCCCCCUCCUCCUCACUGACUUCCACAAACUGCACAAGUUCGCCUUCAGCCUCCUCUCCUCCGUACAACUUCUACGCAGUGCUGCUGGUGCUUCUCAUCUUCUGCGUGGUGUUCGGUAAUGUGCUGGUGUGUGUGGCGGUUUCACGGGAGCGUGCUCUGCAGACCACCACUAACUACCUCAUUGUUUCCCUGGCUGUGUCAGACCUGCUGCUCGCCACGCUGGUCAUGCCCUGGGGCGUCUACAUGGAGGUGGUGGGGGAGUGGCGCUUCAGUCUCAUCCACUGUGACAUCCUGCUCACCCUGGACGUCAUGAUGUGCACUGCCAGUAUCCUCAACCUCUGUGCCAUCAGCAUAGACAGAUACACAGCAGUGGCCAUGCCGAUGCUCUACAACACUAGAUACAGUUCCAGGAGGAGGGUGGCAGUGAUGAUUGCUGUGGUGUGGUUCCUGUCUUUUACCAUCUCCUGCCCAUUACUGUUUGGACUCAACAACACUGCUAACCGGGAAGGCACCACGUGCUCCUUUGCAGACCCAGCCUUCGUCGUGUACUCAUCUGUGGCCUCCUUCUACGUUCCCUUCAUUGUAACAUUGCUGGUGUAUGCGCAGAUCUGCGUGGUGCUGCGCAAACGAGGCAGGCGCACCGCACCACCGCGCAGACAUGGCCUCCAUGCUCAAGGCGGAGUUGAAGCGGGAGAAGGUCAUCGACACAGGAAGAAUAAGUGUACACAACCAGAGGAUGUGAAGUUGUGCGCCCUGAUCCUGAGACCCCCCACCGCUGCACCCCAGCGCAAGAAAGUUACGCUGGUGAAGGAGGCAGUAGUUCACCCGCUCGAGGUGGAGCCGGGUCAGUUCCUGCCGCAGACCGAGCAAAGCCUUGCCCCUCCACCUGUUCCCCAAACCUCUUCCCACUCUGGACGUGCCAAGAUUUCUCUGUCCAUCUCUGUCGGACCCGCCCCGGUUCUUCCCUCAACUGUGACACGAUCUGCCUUGAUGCCUCGCCCCCCGACCCUCGAUGACGGCAUGAGGGGACGUGAAGGAUGGAGGGAGCACAGCGGAGGUAGAGAUAAAUGGGGGAUCACCAAGGAGAGGGUGAGAGGGAGGCUGUCACAGCAGAAGGAGAGAAAGGCUACGCAGAUGCUCGCUAUUGUGCUUGGUGUAUUUAUCAUCUGCUGGCUGCCCUUCUUCCUGACCCACGUGCUGAAAGCUCACUGCAGGAGCUGCUGUAUCUCACCCUCUCUGUACAGCGCGGUCACAUGGCUGGGAUACCUUAACAGUGCCGUCAACCCUGUCAUCUACACCACUUUCAACAUUGAGUUUCGCAAAGCCUUCAUCAAGAUCCUGCACUGCUGA